AGAUGCUGCUUUUCCGCUAGGUGUCGCAUUACACUCGAAACACAUCCUGUGUAGGGUUUUUUGAUGCGGAACGGUGUAGAUCUAGAGUAUUAGAGUUUUGAGGAAUUUUACAUCAUUUCACUGCACAGUCUGAUGUUUUAGCGACAGUCAACUGCAGACGGCAUCAUGUCGGAUAGCACAGACGGUGGGGGCUCGGAGCAGGAUGAUUUUUCCUUCCUGCGAACGGAUGACAUUUUCUGCCUGAGCUGUGUGACAUCCACCCGUGAGAGCGAUACCACAGAGAGAGUAUGUCUGGCUGCCGAGGGGUUUGGGAGUCGGGUGUGCUUCUUGGAAAACAUCUCUAGUAAGGAUGUACCGCCAGAUAUUUCGGUUUGUUCCUUUGUGUUGGAGCAGGCACUUUCGGUCAGAGCUUUGCAGGAAAUGGUGUCUUCCACAUCUCCGGAAUCUACUACUGCCCAGUCAGGACAUCGAACUUUACUGUAUGGUCAUGCAAUUCUUCUCCGGCACCUUCAUAGCAAUAUGUACCUGUCCUGUCUGUCCACCAGUUCCUCUACUGACAAGCUAGCCUUUGAUGUAGGUCUGAAAGAGAAAGCACAAGGUGAAUCCUGCUGGUGGACCAUUCAUCCAGCUUCCAAACAGAGGUCAGAAGGUGAAAAGGUUAGGGUGGGAGAUGAUCUGAUCCUGGUCAGUGUUUCAUCAGAGAGAUACCUACAUAUUGGCAGUGGAUCGAUGGUGAUAGCAUCAUUCCAACAAACACUAUGGACCGUGAACCCAAUGUCAUCGGGUGCCUACAGAAUGAAAUCAGUUGGGUUUGUAUUUGGUGGUGACGUCAUUCGGCUUUUUCAUGGACACAUGGAUGAGUGUUUAGCUAUUCCAGAAGCCGGUAGUGAAAAUGAAUUCAGUGCAGUGAUGUAUGAAACUGGAGCGGUGUGUAGCCAUGCCAGGUCAUUAUGGAGAAUAGAAAUCAUCAAAACUAAAUGGUCUGGGGCUUUCAUUCAGUGGGGACAACAGUGUCGUUUACGUCAUGUGACAUCAGGACGUUAUUUGGGAAUUACGCAUGACAAACAGGUGGUGACAGUUCACAGGAACAAAGCAGCUGAAAAAGCCGUCACGUUCUACCUUCUCCAGACCAAGGAUGAGAAGAAACAGUCGGAAACGUCUGAAGAUGAAGGGAUGGGAAAGUCUGAUAUUAAAUAUGGUGACACAAUUGUGUUCAUCCAGCACUGUGAUACAGGACUCUGGCUGUCCUAUCAAACAACAGAGGUCAAGAAAAAAGGGGUUGGGAAAGUGGAGGAAAAAAAGGCUGUAAUGCUAGUGGAAGGACACAUGGAUGAUGGGUUCACUUUCUCAAGAGCUCAAGAGGAAGAGUCCAGGUCUGCACGUGUCAUACGCAAGUGCCAGUCAAUCAUCCACAGAUUCAACAAUGUUCUGGAUACCUUGAAAACAGAGGGUCGGUCUGGAGUAGCCUGGUCUAGGAUAACUCUGUCAGAAGUCCUGAAAUGUCUGGAAGAUUUGAUAGAGUAUUUUGAACAACCUGACAGAAAUGAAGAACAUGAAGAGAAACAGAACAAGCUGAGGGCAUUGCGUAACAGACAGGACUUGUUCCAAGAGGAGGGAAUGAUAGCCCUGAUUCUGGAGACUAUUGACAAAUUCACACAGUACAAGAGUCCUCGACACUUUGCACACUAUGCUGGAGAGGAUGCUGCAGACACGUAUGAAGAUAUUGCCAGUUACCUCUACCUUCUGCUAGCUGCUAUGAUUCAGGGAAACCGUGCAAACUGUGCCCAGUUUGCUCAGUCUUACCGUCUAGACUGGUUGGUGAGGAGACUGGAGGGUCAGCAGUCCUCUAAAGGUGUCCUGGAUGUCCUUCACUGUGUCCUUAUCGACAGUCCUGAGGCUCUGAAUAUGAUCAAGGAAAAACAUAUCAUCACAAUCAUAUCCUUGAUAGAUAGACAUGGACGGGACCCCAAAGUUUUGGAUGUGUUACGGUCACUUUGUGUUGGAAAUGGUGUUGCUGUGAGAACCAAUCAAAAUCUAAUCUGUGAUAAUCUGUUACCCGGCAAGGAUCUACUGCUGCAGACUAGUCUUAUCAACCAUGUAUCAAGCAUAAGACCAAAUAUCUUUGUUGGUGUGAAAGACGGAUCUUCAAUGUACAAAAAAUGGUAUUUUGAAGUAGUUGUCACUCAGUUUGAGGCAGCCAAUCAUCUUCCACCUGUUCUUAGAUUGGGCUGGGCCAAUACUGAGGGCUUUAUACCAUACCCUGGAGGUGGAGAACACAAAGGGGGAAAUGGCAAUGGAGAUGACCUGUAUUCCUAUGCAUUUGAUGGGGUCAACUUAUGGACAGGUGGGAAACCCAGGAUUGUGAGAGAUGCUGAGGAAACCUUUAAGUCUGGAGAUAUUGUUGGAUGUGGCUUGGAUCUGACCAUCCCACAGAUUACAUUCUCUGUCAAUGGCAAGCAAGUGAUGGGCUUCUUCAAGGACUUCAACCUAACAGGACUGUUCUUCCCAGUAAUUACUAUGUCUGCUAAAGUUGGUUCCCGCUUCAUGUUGGGUGGGGAACAUGGUAAACUGAAACAUGGCCCUCCCCAAGGGCACUCGGCUGUGGUGGAGUCACUGAUGCCCAAGGACAGACUGAGGCUGGAGCCCUGCUUUGUGUUCGGAGAAGUGUCCAAGAACAUCCUGAGUGGACCAACAGAAAUUACAGAUUAUGUUCCUUUUGUGCCAAAAGCUAUAGAUACAGCAAAUAUUCAGUUACCAGUGUAUAUUGAAAAAGUUAGAGAUCGUCUAGCCGAAAACUUACACGAGAUCUGGGCCAUGAGUAAAAUAGAACAAGGCUGGAAAUAUGGAGAAAUCCGAGAUGAUCAGAAGAAAACCAAUCCAUCUCUCACCAACUUUGAAAAGCUGCCAAAAUCAGAAAAGAAAUAUGUAGUGACUGUUGCCUACGAAACACUGAGAACUCUUCUUGCCAUUGGUUAUCAUAUAUCAGUGGAUGUACAGAAGAAAGAAAACAACAGACUCAAGAUGAUCAAGCUUGGCAAUGACUUCCUGCAGAACAAUGGUUACAAACCCACGCCUUUAGACCUGUCCACGGUACAGAUGAGCGAGGUAUUGGAAGAUUUAGUGGACAUGCUGGCAGAAAACACACACAAUGUUUGGGCCAAGGACAGAAUCAAACAUGGCUGGACCUAUGGCCUAUUUGAGGAUGCAGCAAACAAAAGAAGCCCAUACUUAGUACCAUACAAUAGAGUGGAUGAAAAAAUUAAGAAAGCAAACAGGGAGGAAGCCAACCAGGUGGUCAAGACCCUGGUGGCUUAUGGCUACAACCUGGAAGCACCUACCAGUGAAAUGGGAGAAAGCUCUUUGAAAGCUCAUGUCAUUGAGAAGAAGGAGAAGCUCACCAAGACAAGGACGUACAGGGCAGAAACCACGUAUGGGGUGACAUCUGGAAAGUGGUACUAUGAAUUUGAAGUAAUUACUGCAGAGUUCAUGAAAGUUGGGUGGGCCAAGAUUUCUCUUGAUCCAAGUACAGAGCUGGGUUUGGAUGGCAGUUCAUAUGCAUUUGAUGGCUUUGGGGGAAGGAAAUGGAACCAUGGAGCAGAACAAUAUGGAAAACUGUGGAAAACGGGAGAUGUUAUUGGAUGUAUGCUGGACCUUAAUGACAAAACCAUUACCUUUUCUUUGAACGGUGAGCUGAUGAUGGACUCCAUGGGACAGGAGAUUGCCUUCCGUGGAGUGGAGACGGGAGAGGCUUAUGUUCCAGCUGUCACUCUUAGCUGUCACCAGCAGUGUAAACUCAACCUAGGACAAGAUGUCAACACCCUGAAAUUCUUUACUUGCUGUGGUCUGCAAGAGGGAUAUGAACCAUUCUGCGUCAAUAUGACCCGCCAGAUGACUCUUUGGUAUGGAAAAGAUUUGGCAUUGUUUGGGGACAUUGGGGAGGAUCAUCCUCGUCUACAGGUCCAGAGAGUUCCUGGGGCGAAAAAUGUCACACCUUGUUUGAAAGUUCUAUCCAAGACUUUUGGAACAUUAGAAAAAGUUUGCUUGGAAUAUCUCCGUCUUGGGCUGCCAGUAAUCUGCAAAGAUGAAUUUGUCACGAGGUCAUCAACAUAUCCCACAGCUUUUGAGAGACGUAUGAACUUAGAAAACAUCCGUAGACAUGAAAUGGACAUCCAGGAGGAGAGCGGAUACUCUGUCAAUGAUUUAGAUACAACCAUGGAGAAUGGAUCUUUGGAUAACAGCAGGAUCCUGACAGAUACUAAACAAGCAGGCAGCCCUUCCAGCAGUGGGCCCAGUGACAUGACUCAACCAGAGGCUGCCUCCCUUACCCCAGUCAAUGGGGAAACUUCCAUACAUGAGGAUGAUGAAGAAUAUGCAGAGGAUAUGAUGAAUGGUGACACAGAAUAUAGGAAAUCUGGUUAUUCAGAGGACACCGACUACACCCACACUACUGCCAGUGACAGAAGAAAGAAAUAUCUGGACAAAGGUGGCCAUCACUCACUAGAUGAUUCUUCACAGGACAAGCUGUCCUCAUCCAGAAUUAAACCAGCAUCCAGUGAGUCUCACCUCAGUGGCACAGAGAAACUGGCUUUAAAUGUUCCAGGGGGAAAGAGGUCAUCUUCCAGACUGUCUCUGCUUGGAGAUAAACUUAUUGACACUGCCAAGUCAAUUGGAGAUAAGAAGUCAAAGACUGGACGAUCUCCUUUUCCCAGUAUUUUCAAGAAGUCCAAAGGACAAGAUUCUGCAGCGCAGGAUGGCAAGAGGACAAGGAGUGUGGAGUAUGGAAGUAUUGACAGACGAGUGGAUCCAACCAAAAGUCAUCGAGAUCAACACAGACAGACUAACAGAGCAGCCACACUGCCAAUGUCAAGGACAAUUAACUCCAUGGACAGUGACACAGCAGGCUCCACACAGGCACCAGCCAUCAACAUUGAGGCUCCAAGGGGGAUGAUUCCAUAUGAAUUCCAGGAUGCCAUAGGUAGGCGUCGCCACAGUGAAGGAUCGGAUGCUGAGAUAUCGGAUGCUGAGCUGACCGAGCUGCAGGCUAUGGCUGACAUGAUUGAUGAGUAUCACUAUGCAGUGCGUGUUUUACCAGGACAGGACCCUGCUCAAGUGUUUGUGGGCUGGGUGACUCCAGGUUUCCACUUCAGUGAAACUUCUUUUGACAUGAAGAAAACCAGACAUGUUGUCUUAUCCACACUGGAUUCUGAUUACAACUUGAAACAAAGCGUCAGCAGAAAGAAUUGUUAUAUGGUGUCAGCAGGGGACCUUCAGCAGAGGUAUGCUGGCCUGAGUCAGGAGAGCUCAGGGAAGCGAGCCUCCCCAGGGUUUGUGGUUGGCUGUUUCAUUGACACCAGUACAGGUCUCCUGUCCUUUACUGUCAAUGGUAAGGAAGUGGCCAAUAAGUAUCAGGUGGAACCAGGAACUCGCCUGUUUCCAGCAGUCAUCUGUGAACCAACCAUCAAAGAAAUGUUACAGUUUGAGCUUGGGCAUACAAAGUACACACUGCCCCUGUCUGCUGCUGUGUUCCGGGGUCCUAAGCAGGUUAUCCCAGCUUGUCCUCCCAGACUGGACGUACAAGUCCUGAACCCCAGCUGUUGGGGUCGAGUCCCCACCAACAAUCUCAAAAUCCACACGCUCAAAAUGUCUGAAAUUAAAGGCUGGAGCAUGCUCUGUGAUAAUGCUGUUGAAAUGCUGAGUGUGUACAUACCAGAAGAAGAUAGAAGUAUGGACAUUCUAGAGCUGGUGGAACAUCCAUCCUUAUUGGAGUUUCAUGCUAAGACAUUGGAGCUGUACAUGGCAGUCUGUUACCAUGGCAAUCACCGAGUCUCGCAUGCCUUGAUCUACCAUGUUGACAUGCGACAGAUGAUGUACUGUAUACAGAGUCAAUCUCUGUGUGGACCACUACGAAUGGGAUAUCAUGACCUGUUGAUUGCCAUGCAUCUUGAGUCACAUGCUACUGCAAGGCAAAUGACCCAGAAUGAGUUCAUCAUUCCCCUGACCCCUUCUACGAAGGACCUGAGUCUGUACCGCCGACCUAGUAACCAGGACGGUCAGUACAAGAUCAAACACUCCAUACCAAAUAUGGAUGCCAGUGUGUCCAUCCGGCCGCUACUGUACAUCUCAGAGAAACAGAUAGAAACCAGAAUCAAAGAGGCAGGUCAGGAAUCUACUUCUCCCUUUUUCCCCAUUGAAAAGCUAAAGGAGCAUGUGCUUUGUGCCCUACAGGAGGCUACUGUAAAAGGAGCAGCCCACAUCAGGGAUCCAGUCGGCGGAAGCAAUGCUGAUCUCUUUGUGCCAUUACUAAAGGUGGUCGACAACCUGCUUGUGAUGGGAGAACUGACAGAUGAUGAUCUGAUUUAUGUGCUAAGGUUGAUAGACCCGGAGUCUUUUGAUGACAAUUACAUUCCAGGGGAAAAGAAAGAAGGCAUUCUGAGCAUGAAGUUGGAUGAGGCAGUCAAAUUGGAGAUGUGUCAUUUUUUGCAACACUUGUGUGACCUUCAACUCCGACACAGAGUGGAAUCAGUGGUGGCCUUCUCUGAUGAUUAUGUGGAAUCUUGUCAGAAUGAUCAGAAGAGAAGGUACAUCGAGAUCAAACAGUCGGACCUGCCGUCUGCUGUAACUGCAAAAAUGACCAGAGAAUUUCGUUGUCCACCUGCAGAACAGAUGAGAAAUUUGCUGGCUUUCAAAAACCCAGUGGAACUGGAAGAACCAGUUCAAUAUUCUGCAUUCCAACAGGAGAUACAUGAAAGACUGUGGAAAUUCCACAAGGACUUGAUACAUCACUGUUCCAUGCCAACUGCUCCAGAGGAAGAAGCAGGGGAAGAGGAGAAGGAAAAGACGGAGGAGAAACCCCCUCCCUCAGCUGGGGAGAAACUGCUACAGCUGGUGUGGAAGGCCAAGGACGAGGCCCCAGUGGUGGAGACGCCCAGUGGAGACUCGGCUCCAGCAACUCUUCAAAAUCUGAUACAACACACUGUGAUCAAAUGGGCUGAAGAACAUACCAUACAAAAUCAAAAGCUAGUGAGAGAGAUGUUCAGUUUGCUUCACAGGCAGUACAACGGCAUAGGGGAGCAACUGCAGGCAUUAGACAAGGCCUAUGUGAUAAGUAUUGGCAGUAAAGAUGACAUUAAACAGCUGUUGAGAGCAUUAGGAAACAUACGUUCUCUGCUGCUAGUGCAGGCUGGCCCUAGUGAAGAGGAUCUCAUGAAAAACAGCCUCAAAGAAUUGAUGGAUAACAAGGUGUUUUUCCAGCACCCGGAUUUAAUGCGAGCUCUCUGUGUUCACGAGACAGUGAUGCAGCUGAUGGUGAAUACCCUGAACAAAGCCCAACAGCAGCAGCAAUCUGCCAACAGUGCCAUGGCUGAACUCAUCUCCUCCCAGCAGGGAAGACGUGGCUCCUUCAUCCCAUCAGGGACAAUGGAUAGCCUGGUAGAGCACACCAAGGAUGCUGCUGCAGAAAUGGUGGUGAUGUGCUGUCGUUUCCUGUGUUACUUCUGUAGAACCAGUCGACAAAACCAGAGAGCCAUGUUUGAACAUCUGAGUUACCUGUUGGAAAACAGUAGCAUGUUACUAGCCCGCCCUUCACUGCGUGGGUCCUGUCCCCUGGAUGUGGGCUACUCCUCCCUUAUGGACAACAAUGAGCUGGCCCUUGCCCUGAGGGAGAGUCAUCUGGAAAAGAUUGCAAUGUACCUGUCUAGGUGUGGCUUGCAAUCCAAUGGUGAGCUCCUGGAGAAGGGCUACCCGGACAUUGGCUGGGAUCCUGUGGAGGGGGAAAGGUUCCUCGAUUUCCUCAGAUUCUGUGUCUGGGUUAAUGGUGAAAGUGUUGAAGAGAAUGCCAACCUAGUAGUCCGUCUUCUGAUCCGACGUCCCGAGUGUCUGGGGCCAGCACUAAGAGGAGAGGGUGGGGGAUUACUGAAGGCCAUGAAAGAUGGCAUCAGAAUGUCAGAACAGAUUGCAGCUUUCAAAGACAGUCUGUCUGGAAGUUACCUGUGUGCUCUCAAUGAUGAGGAUGACUCUGGAGGGAGAUACCUGUUUCAAAGCAAGUACGACUUUUCCUCCCUGCCGCCUGAAGAUGAUGAGGAUUAUGUAGACAUGGGAGGUGCCAUUCUGACCUUCUACUCUAGUCUGGUGGAUUUGCUGGGACGCUGUGCUCCAGAAGCCGAGGCUAUUAAAUCAGGACGCAGUGACUCCAUCAGAGCCAGGUCCAUCCUCCGCAGCUUGGUGUCUAUGGAGGAUUUAGAGGGAGUGCUGGGCCUUAGAUUCAUACUGCCAGUGAAUCAACCACCGCCACCAGAUGAAGAUACUGAAAGUGCAGCACCACCUGCAGUUAAUCUGCCCCCUGGACUGAUUCCUACCCACAAGGCAUCUAUAAUGAUGUUCCUGGAGAGAGUGUAUGGAAUAGAACACCAGGCGACAUUCUUCCGAAUACUCGAGGAUGCCAUAUUACCUGACUUGAGAGCAGCAACCACUCUAGACAAUCAAGUGAAUGCCUCAGAAAAUGACAUGGCUCUGGCACUGAAUCGAUACAUAGGGAGCAGUGUCUUGCCCUUCUUGACAAACUACAGCCAUUACUUCAGUGAUGCUGACCAUGCCUCAGCCCUGCUAGACUCCACACUAAACACUGUGUAUCGGCUGUCCAAGUGCAAGUCACUUACCAAGGGGCAGAUGGAUGCUGUCUCCAACUUCCUUAUUUCUUUCACAAACCAACUGAGGCCACCAAUGAUGACCAAACUGCUGAGAAAACUAACACAUGAUGUGCCAGUUUUAAAUGAAAACACAGUUAUACCACUUAGGGUAUUGACCUCCUAUUAUGAAAGAUGUGGGCGCUAUUACAGCGUUGUUGGAUGGGGGUCCUAUGGAAGUGCCACAGAGGAAGAGAAACGACUGACAAUGAUGUUGUUCACAGGAAUUUUUGAUGCAUUGGCACAGAGGUCAUAUGACCCUGAACUGUUCUCAAAAGCUCUGCCCUGCUUGUCAGCCAUUGGUUGUGCUCUGUCACCAGAUUACUCCCUGUCUCAUCAUGAAGAUCACUGGCUGAGAGAUUCUAGUGAGGAUUUUGAUGGAUCUUACAAUCCACAACCAGUGGACACCUCCAGAGUGCAAUUGAACCACUCGUAUGAUGUGACCAUUAACAGAUUUGCUGAGCAUUUCCAUGACUGUUGGGCCAUUAAGAAGAUAGAUCAGGGUUGGGUAUUUGGCACAAAUUAUGAUGAUGAAAGGAAAACACAUCCAAUGCUGAAACCGUACCAUCUUCUUGAUGAAGAGAAUAAAUCCCAAUACAUGAAUCCGAUCAAAGAGAACUUGAGAGUGAUGUUGCACUGGGGAUGGGUGCUGGAACAAGAUCAGGCUAGACUGCAGGCAAACAGAGAGAGUAUGAGGCGUCGCAUGUCAAAAGAUGGGGCCCAUCAUGGAUACAGUCCCAAACCAUUUGAUCUCAGAAACAUGACCUUGACCAGAGAGAUUCAGGCACUUGCUGAAAGACUUGCAGAAAACUCACAUGAUCUGUGGGCAAAGAAAAAGAAACAGGAGCUAGAGGACAUUGGAGGUGGUGUCCAUCCUCAGUUGGUGCCUUAUGAUACUCUAACCGACAAAGAGAAGAGGAAAGUCCGAGAUCAUGCUCAGGAGCUUCUCAAGUUUCUCCAAUUCCAGGGCUACAGAGUGGGCAGUAGCAGUGACUCCAACUUGAGUGAACAAAGGCGUAAAUCUGGUUCUAGACCGGCCAAUGACAAGAGUGCAGAUGGAGUUGGUGUGUCUGCCACAGAGAAGAGGUUUGCCUACAGUCUAUUGGAGAAGUUGCUGGGUUAUUUUGAUAAUGCCUCCACCAAUUUAAUGGAGACCAGGCCUAGCAGUCGAUUCAGUCGCAGAGGAAGUUACUCCACUGCCACGGAGGAUGUCAAAUUUUUUGCAAAAGUUGUACUCCCAUUUGUUAAGAAGUAUUUUCACGCACACAAGGACUACUUUGUGGGGAAAGCAGGAUCCUCAACUAGUUCCUCUACAGCAUCUGUGAAAGAGAAAGAAAUGACAGCAAAUUUGUUCUGCAAGCUGGCGGCCACACUGAGGACAAAGAUAACAGCAUUUGGUCAUGAUAUUAACAUUUCUGUACGAUGUCUCCAAGUGCUAGUCAAAGCUGUGGAUGCAAGAUCUGUAGUGAAAAACAGCCCAGAGAUGGUGAGAGCCUCUCUUCUGCCAUUCUUCAACAAUGCUGCGGAUGAUUUAGCCCAGGUUGUGGACAAUCUGAACAAAGGUCGUUUCAGUCAUGUGAAGGGCACCAUCACUAGGGGAGCCACCAGUCUGGACUUUGUACACAUGGUGCUGCUGCCAGUGCUGUCCUCUAUGUUUGAUCACCUAGGGACAUACAACUUUGGACCUGAUCUCAUUGUGAGUGACAUUCAACUUUCCUGUUAUCGUAUCCUGAAUUCCUUAUACUGCCUUGGAACAAGCAACAACAGCAUAAUAAACAGGGACACUAUUUUAUCGGAGUUGUCCAGACAUCGACCUGCCUUGGGCGAGUGUUUGAGUUCCUUUGCUUGCUGUUUCCCAGUUGCCUUCUUGGAGCCUGAACGUAACAAAUUUAACAGAAACUCAUUGAUGUUUGGGAUAGAGGAGGAAAAACUUGCUGAACACUCACUGGAAGCUCAAGAGGUAAUGGAACUCCUUGCACAAACUUUGCCUGGUCUGCAGAGAAUCAUCGAAGAAAUAGCAGAGCUGGCUGAAUCUGGAGGAAAAUACCAGGAGGCUCCUCAUGUUAUAGAAGUCACUCUGCCCAUGUUGUGCAGUUACCUGCCAUUUUGGUUGUCCCACAGUGAAGCUGAAGGGGUUAACAGUGUAACUGCUGUGACAGAAGAGUUGAUGAAUCAAGUUCUUGGAAAUGUUUUGAAACUCAUCCGCAACAAUAUUGGAGCUAUAGAUGCUCCCUGGAUGAACAGAAUUGCAACUCGAACCCAGCCCAUUAUUGCCAAUUCCACCCCAGAUAUGAUACAGGACCACUUCUUGCCAAUUGCAACCAUUCUACAGAAAAACAGUCAGAUUGUAGAAAGGAAAGAGAAACAGUUGCUAGCCAGUAAACAUGGAUCUAGUGAAACGGCAGACCUGGAGGCAGAUGUCCAGCAGUCCUAUGGUAUAUUGGUGAGAGAUAUCUAUGCCUUUUUCCCACUGCUGAUUAAGUAUGUGGAUCUCCAUCGCUCCCACUGGCUUAAACACCCCACUAUGGAUGCUGAGGAGCUUUUUAGCUGUGUGGCAGAACUGUUUGGACUGUGGUCCAAGUCUAUUAUGUUUAAGAGAGAGGAGCAGAAUUUUGUGUUGGGUAAUGAAAUUGACAAUAUGGCCUUGAUAAUGCCCAGUCAGUCAAAGACUAGUUCCUCCCCGCAAAAUGUGAUGAACCCUGUCCUCAGUGCAGAGAACGGCAAGAGGACUGGACGGAAGAGAGAGAAGAAGCGAUUAGAACCACACAACAGUCUUAAUGUGGCAUGUCUGAAGCGGCUAUUGCCAAUAGGUCUCAGCUUCUUCAGUGGCCGAGAACAGGAACUACUUCAACAGGUCAAACAGAAACUGAUCGAGCGAAGCUCCGAUGAGUCGGAUUAUGAUUUCGAUGUAACGGAAUCAGAAGCAGAUAUUGAGGACUUUAUGCAGCAGAAAUUGGAAGCAGAUGAAGGGCCAACAGAUGACAAAGUUCGAUGGCAGAAGGUUUUGUACACCAAGAUCGGGGGAGUGGAAAGAACUAAUGUAGACCAACAUCAUGUUCUGGAAAGAAUUCUGUCAAUGGCCAAAGUCAUGCAUGGAUUACACAUGAUCUGCGAGGUGGAACAUCCAUCAGGUAGCCACAAGAAUGUGUGGAAGAAGGUGAUCUCCACCCAGAGGAAGCGAGCUGUCAUGGCCUGCUUCAGGAUGGUGCCUCUCCAUGGUUUACCAAGACAUAGGGCUAUCAAUCUCUUCCUGAACUCCUAUAAAGAGCAGUGGCUUGGGACAGAGGAGUAUGAAAAGAAAGUGCUCAUUGAGGACCUUACUAGGGCUGAAGAGGAAGAGGACAUAGAGAAGAAGGAAGAGGUUGAGGUCAAACCAGACCCCUUGGAUCAACUUAUUACCUGCCUCAGUCGAGCCGCCACCAAAGAGCAGCAUGGAAGUCUACCAGAAGACGGCUUGUACAUGUCUUACGCUCAGAUUAUGGCACAGAGUUGUCAUGGUGAAGAUGAGGAUGAUGAUGAUGAAGAGGGUGGGGAUGAGGAAGGACCAGGUUCCUCCUUCCAGGAACAAGAGAUGGAGAAGCAACAGCUAUUGUUUGAGCAGUCCAGACUAGCGGAUCGUGGAGCAGCAGAGAUGGUCCUGCUGUACAUCAGUGCGAGCCGAGGUGUGAAUAGUCCUAUGGUGGGAGACACUAUAGAACUGGGAAUCUCACUUCUGAGAGGAGGAAAUGUAGAAGUUCAGAAGAACAUGCUGAAGCACCUGAAAGAGAAAAAGGAUGUGGGAUUUUUUUCAUCUGUGUCUGGACUAAUGCAGCAGUGCAGUGUUCUUGAUUUGGAUGCAUUUGAAAGAAUUAACAAAGCUGAGGGGUUAGGGAUGAGUUCUGAUGCCUGCUCAGGAGAGAAAAAUCUGGAGGAUGCAGCAACAACUUGUAAGCUCUUCCGAUUUCUGCAGCUGCUAUGUGAAGGUCACAAUCUGGAAUUCCAAAACUACCUGCGAACCCAGGCUGGUAACAACACUACUGUGAACAUUGUGAUCUGUACAGUGGAUUACCUGUUGAGACUUCAGGAGUCCAUGAUGGACUUUUACUGGCACUACUCUGGUAAAGAUAUCAUUGACCCAUCAGGAAAAGGAAACUUCUGCCGAGCCAUUAAUGUUGCCAAACAGGUGUUCAGAACCCUCACUGAGUAUAUACAGGGUCCAUGUUCCCAGAACCAGUUAGCCCUGGCACAUAGUCGACUCUGGGAUGCAGUGGGCGGAUUCCUCUACAUAUUUGCCCACAUGCAAGAUAAACUAUCUAAGGAUUCAACACAGUUGGAACUUCUGAGAGAGUUUAUGAAGCUUCAGAAGGAAAUGAUGAUCAUGUUGCUGUCCAUGUUGGAGGGAAAUGUGAUGAAUGGCCCUAUAGGUAAACAGAUGGUGGACACACUAGUGGAGUCCCAGGCCAAUGUAGAGAUGAUAUUGAAGUUCUUUGACAUUUUCCUUAAGAUGAAAGAUCUCACAUCAUCUGAAGCAUUCCUGGAAUAUGAUACAAAUGGUGAUGGAUGGAUAUCCAUUAAGGAGUUCCGCAGAGCUUUAGAUUCAAUGAAGAUUUACAAUGAAGAGGAAAUUGAGUACAUCAUGAUGUGUGUGGAUGCCAAUCAGGACGGUAAGGUGGACUUUAAUGAGUUCACUGACCGAUUCCAUAAUCCGGCCAAAGACAUUGGUUUCACAAUGGCUGUGCUACUCACCAACCUGUCUGAACACAUGCCUAAUGAUCCUAGAUUGGAGAGGUUCCUAGAGAAGGCCCAUUCCGUGCUGGACUAUUUUGGCCCAUUCCUGGGUAGGAUAGAGAUCAUGGGCAGUGCCAACAAGAUUGAGAGAGUGUACUUUGAAAUCAAACAGUCCCAUAUUGACCAGUGGGAAAAGCCUCAGAUCAAGGACUCCAAGAGGUCCUUCCUACACAGUGUUGUCAAUGAAGGGGGCGAUAAAGAGAAACUUGAAUGCUUUGUCAAUUUCUGUGAAGACACAAUUUUUGAAAUGCAGCAUGCCACCAGUAUUAGUGCUGAGGAGCAGAGGAUAGCAGCUCUCAGGAGUGGAGUGGGACUCCAGGAAGAAAGCGGAGGAGGAGUCCUGGAGCCAAUAAAACUCUCCUGCCGAUUCCUGUACAGUGCUUUCGCAACGUUUUUAUCUUUUUUCACUUGGACGAAUCUUAAGACGACGUACCAGGCUUUUAAAAGGAUGACUUGGCCCCAGGUGGUCUGGACUCUCGUCAAACUUUGUGUGAGACUAGUCUUCACUUUACUCACUUUCGUCUUCCAUGUAUUCUGGACAUUAUUGAAGUUUGUUGUGAACAUGAUGAAAGGUGAACAAGAUAAAGAAUCAGUAGAACAACCAGAAAUCUUAGCUCUUCCAGCACCCUCCCUCCACAGAGAACAGAAAACACCGCCUGUACAAAACGGGACACCAGCUGCUCCCACAGAAGAAGGACUUGCCUCGCCAACAGGUGUCCAACAAGAGACUGUUGAGGAGAGUCCAGAGCCCAGUACAUCAACAGAACCACCAGCAGAGGCCACUACACAACAGGAUGCCAGCUUGUCUGUGGCACCCCCAGUCUCCCCACCCAGGAUGUCAGCUGACAGCAAAUCAAAUGAAGAAGAGAUUCCGUAUGAAACUAAAGGAUUUGAUUACGGAAAAUAUGCUCUGUAUUUAAGUGUUUUAAAACAGAAGUUAAUUUUAAUUGGGAGUCUUUUUGCCCGCAAUUUCUACAACUUUAAGUAUGUUGCCUUGUUCCUUGCCUUUAUUAUCAACUUCAUGCUGCUCUUCUACAAGGUUUCCAAAGUGACCCACGAACAUGAAGAAUCCAAUGGGAACCAGACAGAGGAAGAAGAGGAGUUUGAUGAGGUUCUAGCCAUGCAGGGAGAUAACAACUACAUGGAGAUUUUUGUCCGCCUUCUGGCUUUGGCCCAUACUCUGGUUUCAUUUUCUAUGUUGAUUGCCUACUACUGCCUCAAAGUGCCUCUGGUCAUAUUCAAAAGGGAAAAGGAGAUUGCAAGAAAGUUAGAGUUCGAGGGAUUAUGGGUUGCUGAACAGCCAGAAGAAGGUCUCAAAGGUCUGUGGGAUAAACUAGUUCUCAGCACACAGUCCUUCCCUGACAGCUAUUGGGACAAAUUCGUCAAGAAGAAGGUACGAGCCAGAUAUGCUGAACAAUAUGACUAUGAAGCUAUUAGUAAUUUGCUGGGAAUGGACAAAGGAGACUCAAUCAAAAUUGAAGAAACAAAAUCCACUGGAUUCUUCCCAAAUUUCUUGUUCAGUGUGGACUGGCAGUAUCAGAUUUGGAAAUGGGGUGUCAUAUUUACCGACAAUUCUUUCCUCUACAUAGCAUGGUACUUCAUCUUUUCUGCCAUGGGAAACUUCAACUACUUUUUCUUUGCUGCUCAUUUAUUGGAUGUUGCCAUUGGUUUCAAGACACUUAGAACAAUUCUGCAGUCUGUAACACACAAUGGAAAACAGCUGGUGCUGACUGUGAUGCUGACCUGUGUAGUGGUCUACAUUUACACUGUAAUAGCCUUCAACUUCUUCCGCAAAUUCUACGUCAAAGAAGAGGAGGGGUCAGUGGACUACAAGUGCCAUGACAUGCUCACUUGUUUUGUGUACCAUUUACACACUGGAGUAAGAGCAGGAGGAGGAAUUGGUGAUGAGAUUGAGCCAGCAGAUGGGGAUCCUUUUGAGGUUCCCAGAAUUCUAUUUGACAUCACCUUCUUCUUCUUCGUCAUUGUCAUUCUUCUAGCCAUUAUUCAAGGUUUAAUCAUUGAUGCCUUCGGAGAACUGAGAGAUCAACUUGAGCAAGUAAAAGAAGAUAUGGAGUCAAAAUGUUUCAUCUGUGGCAUUGGAAAAGAAUAUUUCGAUAAAGUUCCACAUGGUUUUGAAACCCAUGUCAUGAAAGAACACAAUUUUGCUAAUUACAUGUUUUUCCUGAUGCACCUGAUUAACAAACCAGACACGGAAUACACAGGCCAGGAGUCCUAUGUUUGGGAGCUCUAUCAACAGAGAUGCUGGGACUUCUUUCCAGUCGGGGACUGCUUCAGGAAACAGUAUGAAGAUGAGGGGGACAAAAGUUGAUCAUCCGACAAUCUCCUCCAACUGACACAUCUAUGCCUGGACUUGACAUAGACACAGAUCCACGAUUAUGCAUCAACUGAAAUUUGCCUAGGAAGCACAUGGAUAUAUGAUAUUUUGUGAUUCUGCGCCCUUGUUUUCCACUUUAUUUUCCCCCCAAAACACAAGAUAUUGAAAUAUUUUGUGAUAAAUACAUGUAACAUGUUCUACUUCUGCAUAGGUUGAAACCUUGGACAGGUCAUAAAAUUCUGUGUUAAAGUUGUCUCAAACAGCAAUGGUACGACUGCAUGUAUAUACUGUGUACCUGUUGAAAAGACUGAUGGAUGUGAAAAGACAAUGCUUGUUUGUUGCUGUGGUUUGUAUCCAUUUAAAGAUAGUUGUGUUGUUAAUGAAGAAAACAAUACCUCUAGAUAUUUUAGUCUCAUCUGCUAUAAUAAUUUUAAGGCUUUCGACAAUCUUGACGUUGAAUGUUGACCCAUAUGUGUGUGUACUGUGAUGAAGUGCAAUAUUUUCCUUAGAAUUUUGUAGGUUUUUUUGGGAAUCAUUUAUUUCAUAUUACACAAUUUUUUACCAUGUUUUAUUUUCAUGUACCAUACUAAAUGUCCUAAAAAAAGGUUUGUUAUACAUUAGAUAUUUAUGGUUUAUAACACCCACUUUUAUUUUAUCUAUUUUCAAAUCAAUAAACAUUUGAAAACAAAA
Molecule: messenger RNA, 16473 nt
Organism: Ostrea edulis (European flat oyster)
Lineage: Eukaryota; Metazoa; Mollusca; Bivalvia; Ostreida; Ostreidae
Product: ryanodine receptor-like
Exons: 116
Coding region: 166-15777 (5203 amino acids)
Biological process (GO): calcium ion transmembrane transport; intracellular calcium ion homeostasis
Cellular component (GO): smooth endoplasmic reticulum; Z disc; sarcolemma
Molecular function (GO): calcium ion binding; ryanodine-sensitive calcium-release channel activity; protein binding
Source: RefSeq, a predicted model, not a curated record